Messenger RNA from Saccharomyces eubayanus, 2577 nucleotides. RefSeq names its product Sip4p (gene SIP4). Gene Ontology annotation, biological process: positive regulation of transcription by RNA polymerase II. The transcript has a single exon. The record is from RefSeq and is a predicted model, not a curated record. Lineage: Eukaryota; Fungi; Ascomycota; Saccharomycetes; Saccharomycetales; Saccharomycetaceae. The coding region runs from base 1 to 2577 and encodes 858 amino acids. Gene Ontology annotation, molecular function: zinc ion binding; DNA-binding transcription factor activity, RNA polymerase II-specific; sequence-specific DNA binding.
AUGCCCAAGAGGAAAUAUGGCAGGUCUUAUUCGCUCGAUAAUGCGGAUACCGACAGCAACAAAGUGUUGAUAGUGCCGACUGGCCCAAGCGCCGCCAACGCAGUCCCGGAUUUCUCCGUUCGGAAGGCUCAUGCUUGUGAUAGAUGCCGACUGAAGAAGAUCAAGUGCGACGGUUUGAAGCCGAACUGUUCAAAUUGUGGCAAGAUCGACUUCCCUUGCAAAACUUCGGACAAGCUGUCCAGAAGAGGCCUCCCAAAGGGCUAUACGGAAUUGCUAGAAAAGGAAAUUGUGCGAUUGACGAAUUUGAAUGCGAACGCGACUGCGACUGCAAACACGGGUGCAAACACGAAUGCGAAUACUACUGCCAACGCGAAUACUAAUCUUCCAUUCAUCAACGAUACGUUUUACUGUUUUAACAACUACAAUACUCAGUCUGGCAACCAAAGGUUUUUGGGUCAUUUGACUUGGAACAUCCUCACUGAGACGUUUCCAAACUCGAAAUCAAUGACGUUCACAAAUGAUCGCGACCAAAGCGGCUUACAGUUACAAUUCUUGACGGAUCUUUUGAAUUUGAAUGCGGAUUUUAAUCAUUUGCCAAAUUUCCUUCUACUCAAGUAUAAUUAUAAUCUGCAAUUUCUGAAAAAUUUACUAUCCGUAAUCAUUAAAGACUUCUUCAAAAGACAAAACUCUCUGUUGCCACUAUUGUACCCUUCAAACUUAUGGAAGAACUCACUUUUGGACAAAAUUAAUUCGGCAGCAACAGACGAUCCAAUAACUUUACUGACUUUGAUUUAUAUCAUUCAGUUUACCUGGUCUUGUUUUGAUGAUUUCAAACUCUUCAAAAGCACCAAACUAAUCUUAUCUUUAACAACCAACAGCACAUCAGAUUUGAAAGUUUUGCAAUUGGUGAACUUGUCCGUUUUUUAUUUUAUGGGCGGCUCUAUUGACAUUGGUAAAAACAAAGGCUUGGCAACAUCAAACUCAAAUUUGGACGCCAUAAUAUGGGCCAGUGAUUUACUGAAUUUAAAUUUCACCAAUAUUUUAAAUAUGGGACUGUAUAUAAAUCCAAAAAAACUGAUUUCCAUUCCAAACAACACCAACGAUAAUAAAUCAAACGAAGAAGAAGAUAAAAUAGUAGCAUUUUGGUGCUUCCAAUUUUUGAACUCUUGGUGGUCUUUGAUUCAAGGUUUGCCGAAGUCAAAUUUUUUAAUUGAAGAAUUCCAACCAAAAUCAGUUUCAGUACUAAAAAUUCCCAAAUUGAAACCAUUUGAAAUUUUAUUAAACUUUAUUGUAAAUUCUUUGGAUGGAUGUAAUUUAUUAAAAAUCUCUUCGUUGGGCGUUUCAGAUCUUAGUUUCCAAUUUUUCCAAAAUGAAUUAGACAAUUUCAAAAAGGAUUUGUUAUUUUGGAAUCUUUAUCAUAAUUUAAGCGAUCAUGAAAACUUUAAUUUUUUAACUGCAAAGUCGAACGCCAAGCCAACAAUGAAUUCGUUAUUCAAGAAUUUAUCAAACUUGAAUCAUAAGCUUAACCAACCUGAUUUCGUGGAAAUUCAACUAACUUUGUUCUACCUGAGUCUCAAGCUAAUAACGUCAAAAAAAAACGAUCAAGACUUGAAUAAAGAGGAUGUUUCACUAGAAAUUUUGACCCUGUAUUUUUUAAUUUUGACGGAUAACUCUAAUAACGAUGACGACCAACAACUACAACCACAGCAAUUAAAUCUUUACCAUUUUACGCCUUUCAAUAGUAUUGAUAUCAUUAACUUGUGUUUAAAUAAUCUAAACAGCUGGUCAAUAUCUUAUAAAUACAAACAAGACCAAAAUCAUCUAGAGUCAAAUAAAUCGAAGUUUGAGAGCUUCCAAACUUUUCUGAACCAUUGGUGUUUAGUAUGGUAUUAUGAUGAACUUUCUACUAACUCUUUUCUACAAGUCCUUAAAAUAAAUUUUGGUUUAUUAAAUUUCGAAAUAAUCAACUCCCCACAAGAAACAGAACAACAACAAGAAACAGAACAACAACAACAACAGUUACACAUAAGUCUAAACAAGUUGAGAUAUUUGAAUUCAGUAAUGAACUUUAACUUAAAUACAGCAAAGUCAAACGGUACAUCAAAGGUCAACACUCAACUUAAUCUUUUACAAAAUUCAAACACAAACUCUAGUUCUAACUUUCUUAAAGCAUCUCCAUACGACUUUAAUAAGAUUUUUAUGAGUAAUUUUGAAAACUAUGAUUACGAAACAGAUGAAGGUUAUGCUGAAGACGACGAUGAGGAGGACAGCGAUAGCGAUAACAGUUUACCCUUGGAGAUCCCAUUCAAUAAGAAUAAAACCAAGUACAGUAAUAAAAACAAAGAAAUACCGCAAAGAUUGUCUUUAUUUCAAAACAAAAACAACAAUUCUGUAAACUUCAAUCCAAGCCCGAUUUCAGAUCCAAAUCUAAAUCUAAAUCCUCAUUCGCCAUCGACUCCGACGACAAGGAAAAAACUUCUAGACCAUAUUAUAUUAGAAAACAGAGAAAUUCUCAACAGUGAUGGCUCCAGCAAACAAAAAUUCAAAAUCCAGAAUAUCCUAAACUCAUCCUUCUAG